Molecule: messenger RNA, 5011 nt
Organism: Bombyx mori (domestic silkworm)
Lineage: Eukaryota; Metazoa; Arthropoda; Insecta; Lepidoptera; Bombycidae
Gene: Atg101
Product: autophagy-related protein 101
Exons: 2
Coding region: 156-821 (221 amino acids)
Biological process (GO): autophagy; autophagosome assembly
Cellular component (GO): phagophore assembly site
Source: RefSeq, a predicted model, not a curated record
GAUACGUUCAAACUAUAAAAUGGCAAAGUGCAUCGGUCGCUCCGUUUGCGUUUUCUCUAUGGGAGUGUCGGGUGGGCAGUGACAGGACAAACCUUUAGUGAUUAUGUCGAUAGUGAUAACAAGUGAACCGGGGCCGGGACACUGACGGCGGGAACAUGAACGCUCGGACCAUCGCGUUCGAACUGUCGAUGGAGGGGAGGCAGGUGGACGAGGUCGUCGCCAGCAUCUUCCACACGGUGCUGUUCCACCGCUCCAGCGGCAAGUUCACUUACAACAGCGAGGAGAGCUACUCGAUCCGGACUGUCAGUUAUAUCGAUGUGGACUGCGAUUUUAUCGACUUCACGUACGUGUGUUGCGAGUCUGAGUUGCUCGGGCGGAACGUGAAGCGCGAGAUCGCGGACUUCUCCGAGCUGCUGCGGACUGUGGACGGCACGUCGGCGCCCCCGCGCGGCUCCAUCAGCCUCGAGUUCUUCCAGAAGCGUCGGGCGCGCUGGCCCUUCCAGCCAGAGUGCGUGCCGUGGGAGGUCUGGACGGUGUUCUGCGAGAUAGCGGAAGCACGCAACGAGCACGACAUGCACGCCAAGCACGAGAACGUCGUCGAGAUGCUGCAGGACAAGAUCAUGUACAUCACCGAGAUCAUCAAUCGUCACCAGUACGUACCCAAGAUGCCGAGCCGGUCGGACGCGGAUCUUAUAUUCGAUACGUCGUACCCGGACAUCCAGCCGUAUCUAUUCAAGAUACAUUACAAUUUGUCGGGAGCUCCGCAGACCACCGUCGGUAAUACGGUCCGUAAGAUAUUGCGGGAAACUCUGUCGUUGUGAUUUCAAAACUAUAACCCAUCUCUAAUUUAAACAAUGAUGAUAUGAUGAUGUUUUAACACCAAUAGCAUACUUUGGUACACUUUAACAAUUAAAGAUGUUACGUACUUUUUAAAAAUAUUCAUUCACUGUUCAAUGCUGAAUUCUAUUAAUCUGAAACUUAAUUUGAAACACCGAAUUUAAAAAGGUAUGUAAAUUGCUACAAAAAUUAGAGAUACUUUUUUGUACGCUAGCUUUAUUGUACUUAGAGCGCUAAUUAUAUUUCUUAAUUAUUUUUUUUGUCAAUUUUGAUAUUAUCCGCUGACUGUUAUUUUCUAUUGUAUUUGCGUUUUAUUAUUUGGACGCGCGAAUGACAUAAAUUUAAAUAUGAUUAAUAAUUUUUUUAUUCUGUGUUUUGUUUAGUGUUUAAUUAUAUUUUAAUAUCAGAGUAAGUCCUCUGAUGGCUGGUUAAUGAGUCCAUUCAUUGUAACGAGUUGAGACUACGGUCUUAUUUAGUUUUAUGUCUUUAUUUUAUUAGGAACUAGACUAGCUAGAGUAAUUUCGAUUGUCAAUGUUCUACAAUGCAAUUUGAUUUUUAAUAUGUUUGUAUUAAUGUCGGUAGUAAUUAGAGUGGAUUUUAUUUUUGUCAAUGAGGAAUUACGUUAGCAGUACAUAUCGCAAGGGAAGCAUGAAGUCGCAUCUAGUUUUCGGAAAGAAUGAUUUAAUCUGAAUCACGUAAUAUUUUUUUUCACUUUUCCUUGGGGUCUUGAACAUACGUAAAUAUAUAAUAAAGCACCAUUUUUUCGGUUGCAAGUCAUCCAAUUUAUUUAUUUUUGCUUUUUGUAUUAACGAUUUUUAGUAGUCGCUAAACCUUUUUAUUAUUGGAAAUAGUUUUAACAAAAGAAAAAUGUAGUACAUAAAGGGAUUCAAAUUGUGAACAACAAAAGAGAAAAUGCAGUACAUAAAGGGAAUCUAAAUGUUGAGUUGUCUGUGAUUAUAGUUGAAUUUCAAUCACUAGCCUUAAUAUAGGUUAGUUGAAAAUGAUUGCUGUAACAACUGAUGCUCUGAUGAGCAGAUUACAAGUUAAAUUGUUCAAAUUAAAAAUUUCAAAGAAAUCAUGGCCAUCUGGUAUCUAAUUUUGACAUAUAAUGGAAUAUAAUGGAAAAAUUGCAACAGGUUCACAGUUUAGUUUCUGCACACGGUUGCUUGAGAUAUCUGUGUUUUUAGUUUGUUCACAAAGCAAUUUUUUCUUGAUAUUUAACUCCUAUUCACAAUGUUCAUGUUGAGAGGACGAGAGAAAUAUAUUUUUACGAUGCAGCUCUUUGAAGUGUGUUUUUUUAGUAGCGUUUCCAGUUUCUUUGUGUUUAUAUUAAGUGACAUAUGAACGACAAUGAUGCAUGUAUGAACAAAAGGAAUAAUAGAUUUUUUAAAUGAAGAUCAACCAUGAUUAGUUUUACUUUCAAACAAUACGGUUUUUGUGUGUGUGUGUGUGUGUUUUGUCGGAAAACAUUAUCAGGUUUCUAUUUUCACACUAUUAUAUAUAAUUUUAUUCUAAAUUAUUUUAAUACAGGGAACGUAAAAUCACUGAGAUAUGAACAAGGUCGCAAUUCAUAACGUUUGUUUACUAAAUAGUGACGUCACUAAAUGGUGAACAAAUCUAGAAAGUUUUCAAUUUAAGCAAUAUUGAACGGAAACUUGUUUGUUUAAGAUAUAAGUUUACGUUAGUUACAAAUUCAUUAUAAAAUUAAUUGACUAACAUAUUCUUAAUUUAAAAUGUAAAUAUUAUAAAUUAACAGUUUGAAAGCUUUAUCGGACUAACUAAAAUAAAUGUGAUUUUAAAUAAUAACGUGUUAAAUGUAAAUAGAAAAAAAAACUAACAUACGGUGGACGGAAUGAUAAUUUUAAGGUAAUUUAGAUUACAAAAACAACAUUCUAAUGAUAUUAUAUUUUUUUUACAUUAAAUUCUAAAUUUUUAUACGAAAAUUGGUUGCACUACCUGGAGGACUAAUACACGAAACUCGUUUUGAUUUGACUUAGUUCGUUUACUACGAAUCUGUUUAGGAAUUUAAAGUUAAUUGUUAAUUUUGGCUCAGUUAUAUACAUAUAUAGAUUGUAAAUUUUUUGGCAUUGCACGAUUUGUUGAUCGAUAUAAGAAAUGUGUAGUUUUGUUUGUCCGUAUGCUCAGAUAGAUUUUCAUUGAGUUUUACUCGACCGAAGGGUCGAAUAGGUGAUUCUGCUAGUUUGCGGACAAUAUUAUUAAUGCGGGUCCAUUGUAGUAGCCGUUGUAACUAUACUUGAGACCUUAGAACUUAUCAAGGUGGAUGGCGAAUUUACGUUAUAGAUGUCUGAGGGCUCCAGUAACCACUUAACACCAGGUGGGCUAUGAGCUCGUCCACCCAUCUAAGCAAUAAAAAAAAAAGUAUUUCUAGUUUUUUAUUUCAGACGGAGAGGUUUUAUUAUAUGUUUCGGAAACAAUUAUAGUGCAAUUCGGUUUGCAAUUUCACCUGUAGUCAUUUUCAAAUUACCUUUACAAACUGCUUUAAAAGCUCUGCCGUGGUAAUCGCUUGGAAACGAAAAAUAAAAAAAAAAUGGUUUUCAGCAACCAAUUUUCGUAUGAAAUUUUAGAUCUUGAAUUGCGAAUUAAAUCGUUUGCGUGUCUGAAGAAUGAAAAAUUAUUUUUAUAUUUUUUGGUGUUUUCCUAUAUGUAGCGUUUGCUGACGAUUGAGAUGAAUAUUAAAUUUGAAGCGCUUACGGUAAUUUCACGUUCGAAAUACGCUAGUAAAAUAGUAGCUUGAUUUUAAUAAUAUGUAUAUAUUUAUUUAUGAACCGAAUGACAUUCGUGAUAAAGUCUCUUUUACGAUGUUCGAUUCGGAUGUUUUUUUGCAUUGGAUAGCGUUAACUGAAUAGUCUAAAAUGGAUUUUUAAUAUUAUACUUACGGUAGAGCGUGUUAAAUGAUUGUUUAGUUCAUUUUCUAUUUCGCGACGUCUUUGUUUAUUAUUAUUAGUCUGUUUAUUAGUCUCAUGUCGUAAUGUUGUUUACGUGUUCGUUUAUUUAGUCUUUUAUCGUAUAAUUAAUUCAUCUACUAUUUCAAGUCCCCUACCUCACUAUGUGGCUAGAUAGUAAGUUUGAUUCCUGUUUCUUGAGCCCGCGCUCCAUAAGGGUCGGUACGAUUGACUUCAUGAACGAUACUUUGUACAUUAAUAUCAUCAUAAUCGGUUGCUCUUGGCAGAGCAGUCGUGGUCAUGUGGAAUUCUUGCUUAUUAAAGCCUUGACUGAUGUUUUCCACAGUUUGCGAACCGAGGCCCGGCGCACACACUCGUUAAGUGGGGUUAAGUUAAGUUAGUACAUUAAUAUAACGACGGAAGAAAGCGAAAUUUUCGUAACUUGAAAAAUCCUAACUUCCAUAAAACUGUUUCAAAAAUUCCUAAUUCGUAUUUUAUUUAUAGCGAUCGAGAGUUGAGAAUUGGUAUGUAUUUAUAUAAUUUAAAGCCUAUCUAAGUUUUUUGCAUGUUACGAUAAUUCCGCUUUUUUCCGUCGAUAAUAACUAUUUAACACCCACACAAAGUACAAACAAAUCUAUUCAUUACACGAACGUUUGCCCGACGCGGGAAUCGAACUUAUAAGCUUUUGAUUUCAGUCUUUUGCACAAGCACCAUUCACAUGUCCUCAAGGAUGUAUCAAACUAUUGUUCAUGCAGUCUCGUCAAGCCUGCCGUUCCGUAUGUAGCCGGCUUUAGGCGUAUUUAUUUUUUAAACUUUAUAUCAGAUUGCCACCAAAGAUAAGGCUGUAGGAUAGAGAAUUCGAUACUGUUUCAUAUAUUCAUAUUAUGUCGUAUUGUGUACGAUCGAAACGAAUAUCUAAAUACGUGAAAGUGAAUGUUGUUUCUAAAUUUUAACGAAGUUCUGGUGACGUGACAAUAUAUUUUAUUGUGUUGUAUUAAAAUUUGAUGUUGAGCAUCUUUUUAGUAGUGUUAGGUUUAAUGUAUUAUGUAGCGUCGCACACGAUAAAGGCCUUAUUCAAAAUACGUUUGAUAUCAUAAUUCAGCUUGUAAAAUAAUGGCUGUUACGCAUUAAGUCUAUAUUAUUAUUAUUAUUAUAUUUUAAAUGAAACUGAACGUAUCUGUUGUGAUGUAAAAGUUCAAAAAAAUAAAAAUUAAAAAAAUAUGUUAGUCUUGUGAUAAUUAUAUAUAUAAGUGAAUAAAUGAUGAAGUAUU